Molecule: messenger RNA, 825 nt
Organism: Oppia nitens
Lineage: Eukaryota; Metazoa; Arthropoda; Arachnida; Sarcoptiformes; Oppiidae
Exons: 2
Coding region: 76-795 (239 amino acids)
Biological process (GO): protein monoubiquitination; protein polyubiquitination
Molecular function (GO): ubiquitin protein ligase activity
Source: RefSeq, a predicted model, not a curated record
GAUCAAUUGUUUAGAGCAUUAGUCCUAAAGUUAGCAAAAUUCAAAUUCAUUUAGUGGUAAGUAAAGUGUGAAGACAUGACUGACAGCAACAGUGUUGACAACUCGACAACAGCUCAAACAUCGGCGGCGACGAUGACGACAGCAACGGUGGCCACUGAUGACAAUAGACAACAACAGAUACAAACAGGAGAACCACCACAACAACAGCCUAACAAUCAGGUUGUCCAACAACAACAACAGCCACCGCCAGAAGGACAGGUAGUCAACAAUGCAGUCAAUGGUCAACAACAACAACAGGCCGCCGACGUGUGUCCUGUUUGUCACGACGCCAUCCAGAACCCGGCCCGACCCGACGGCUGUCGACACAUGCAUUGUUUAAGAUGUCUGCAUCAGUGGUCAACCGGUCACAAUCGGUGUUCCGUAUGUCGGCAACCGUAUGAAAAUAUACGCUAUCACAUUGUCGAUGACGAACACUUCGAACAGUUACCUAUUCGGUAUAGGGAACAACCAGUUGAACAGAUGUUUGAACCGAUUAGGAUUCCGAUGAUGGCUCCAGAAGCCAGAAGACCAGGUGAAAGACAUCGGUCACGGUAUAUGAAUCGUCGGCGAGCGGCCAGAGCCAACCGAUACGAACGCCAGGGCGACCGUUUUGAACGACAGGCCGAACGGUUUGUGCGCCGGGCCCGCAAUCUUAGACGAUUAGCUCAAGUGGCCGAAAAACAGGCUGAGGUACGCCAGAGACGAGCUCGAAGACGCCGUCUUUUUGCCCAAAGGGUUAGAAAUAGAGAGGUGUGAGUGGGAAGGGAGGGGGUGAUGAUGAGUGUG